Molecule: messenger RNA, 15841 nt
Organism: Bactrocera tryoni
Lineage: Eukaryota; Metazoa; Arthropoda; Insecta; Diptera; Tephritidae
Product: dynein beta chain, ciliary
Exons: 35
Coding region: 1-15699 (5232 amino acids)
Biological process (GO): microtubule-based movement
Cellular component (GO): dynein complex
Molecular function (GO): minus-end-directed microtubule motor activity; ATP binding; dynein light intermediate chain binding
Source: RefSeq, a predicted model, not a curated record
AUGUCCACCAUCGAUGAAUUGGAAACGGACGAGGAGGAACGUCCAGCUAGCGCAAUGUCAUCGGUGCAGUCCAAUGAUCCACGCCUUGAGUUCAUCAGCUCAUUUACAUUGAGUUCAUUGCGACUGAAGCAGGACAAGUGGCAGCGUAUGAUGGCUACCGACUCGUUUCGUGUCAUUAUGUUUGAUUGGUUGCACAACGCGCAGCAGCGUCUCUUAGUUAUGACGCUCAAUCAUAGCGGAUAUUUGGUACCGAAAAUUGCGCUCAGUGAGUUGCACCACAAUUAUGCGGCGCAAUCAACCUUGAGCUCCACACCAACGCCACCAACAACAGCGAGUGUCAUAUCAGCAACACCAACUGCCAUCACGGAUCCGUACGCCGCGUUAGCCAAUCCAGUUGACCACACAAUGGCUGCAACGACAGCAACUUCGGAGCCAACAGCUAAAUCUAAUGAUGUCGGCCCACCAAGCAAAGCCGCCAAUACAACAAGCUCGACUGCCAUCGUUGCUUCGGCAGCUGCUGUGGCAGCCGCCGCUGUGCUGACGCUGCCAAUGCCACCAGCUUCUAGCAGCUUCUCCACACUGGACGGUGUGCCGCGCGGCAAAUGCGUUUACUUUGUGCGUCGAAGCGCGAACAUACCGUUAACCGCAGCUAAUUUCCGUACGCAAAUACUCUGUGGCGAUUUGCCGGUGCACAGCAAAAUAGAAACAUUAUCGCUGCUGUUCGAUGAAGUCUUUCAGCCUUUGCUCGAGUGUCCGCCGAAUCGGAAAUCGUGGCCGAAGCCGGUGCAAAAGGAUUUGCAAUUACACAUUAAAGAGGUGCGCAACAUGCUGGUCGAGAUCAAGGGAAAGACCAACAAUCGCACAAUUUUAUCAUUAUUAGUUGCGCCGGCAGUCAUCGAAGAAGUGGCAACACACGUUAAUCAGGGUAAUCUUGCACCAGCCAUCGAGCCGAAGUUUCGCACAUCGCUCGAGGAGAUGUACAUUAACUGGACAACACAGAUGCACGAUAUAAUUAUCGAAAGAUCCGAGUGCCACAGUGCUGUUCAGGCAAGAAGCACCAACCAGCCAAUCAAGAGUGUAGUGCUUGUGACGCUCCCCGCGCACGAAAUCGCCUACUGGUCUAACCGCAAGCAAAAUUUGCAAAAUAUUUACGAACAAUUACGCACACCGACACACAAAACACUCACACACAUACUGCAGAGCAUCGAUUCACCCUACUACGAGCCAUUCGUGAGGGUCUUCAAGCGCUUGGUAUGCGCCUGGCAUGAGGCCGAGGACAACACGUUGUGGCUGCAGCCGUUACUACGUCAGACGGCCGCUUUUAACGCUGUCAAUUUUCACGCCGCCGGCGAAUUGGUGAAUCCGCUCGUGCAUGUGCUGCAUCUCAUUUGGACCCAUGCGCGCUACUACCGCAGUACGCGACGUAUGACGGUGCUGCUGCGUUGCGUUUGUCAGUUGUUGGUGCGGCGCGCCAGCGAGGAUUUGGAUUUCCCACUGCUCUUUCAAGGUGAUGCUGAUGAGGGUUUGUCCAAGAUAACCAAAUCGAUGGAGGUUAUGGAGCAGCUUAAGUCUCGUCUGUUGGAGUACAAGGAGAAAUAUUCCAGUAAUCAGCAGUUGUUGCCAGCCAUACCCAGCACAUCCCGUAUGGCCGCUUCAGCUUCUUCUGACAACAGCACGGAAGCUUAUGAGAUCUGGCGUUUCUCGCCCGACGAUGUUUUUGGUUGCACACUGAACCGGUUUUUGGCGCAGUUGUGCGAUAUGCGCACACUAUUUGAGGCUGCCGUGUCGUUUCAAAAUCUCGAGAAAAUAGAAUUUGGUGGUCUGCGUGGCAGACAACUGAACGAGCGUGUAAGACAGGUGCACACACAAUUCAAGGAGUACUUUGAGCAAUGGACUCUAACCGAAUUCGGUGCAGCACAGUUGGAUACGCAAUUGCCGAGCAGCAGCAAUUGGACGCUCUUUAAGCGACAGCUACGUAACUUCUUCGUACAUAUACAAGCGCUGGAACAGAAGUUGGCAACGAUAUUCGUGCAGGCGUACAAGGAUUGCCAAAACUGGGAGCAAUUAACUAAGCUAACGGUAAUGCUUGGCAGUGGCAUCCUACAGCGAGGCACAAUUCUACCGGAACUUCGUGUCAUUGAGUCACAUCUUCUUCAUAUCUACGACGAAGAGUUGCAGCAGCUGGAGGCAUCAGCGCAUAAAGUGCUGUUAGAAUUUGAAUUUCGUGGUGUGUCUGCCAUACCGAUUCAGUGGGGAUUUCCACCCAUCGCCGGCGCUCUAAUGUGGUUGGAACAGCAUAUGCAACGCAUAGACGCCCUGACAUCGCGUGAACUGCAUAAUUUUAUGAAGACAAUACUCUUUAACGCCGACAUUUCAACCGGAAGCAAGGAAACCAUUAGCAACAGCAACAACAUGGAAUACAACGAAACUUGGCAUGAAGAAGGUGUUGCCGAUGAAGGGACCGUUAACUCAGUAAAUGCCUACCGACGACUAAAUACGCGACGUGAUAUUUUGACAACAAAGCUUAGCAAUUUGCAGUUGAAAAUCUGGCACAAUUGGCAGCAGACCAUAUGCAAGAGGAUAGCCGACGGACUUGAUGCACGUGUGAUGUCCCUCGGCGACAACAACAGCAACAGCCAAAGCAACAGCAGCGACGGCAACGGUCAUUUGAGCGGCGCUAGUGGAAAUUACACCUUUGGCGCAAAUUUUCGCAGUGCAAUCACCGCAGCGUUGGCACAUUCACGCAAUCACAAUAGCCGCAACAACAAAACUGACAGGAGUGUUAGUAACAACAACAACAACAACAAUGAUAACAAACAAAACCGCAGCAGCAUCAAAGACGCACCGAAAUCGAGUGCAAAGGCAAAAUCACUGCAAAUGAAUUUCUCAUCGGAUUUAUUUGGACUUUUGCAAGAGGUCAAGCAUUUGCUGGCAAUGCAGCAGGUGAGCGGGGUGCGGCGCGGCAGCAACGACAUUAGCGUCAACAAUCUAUCAACGUUUGAGGCUGCCGGCGUUAUGGCAACCACUCAGGCUCAACACGAGCUUGAAAAUCAAUCAGCGACAUUGCGGGAGGCGGAGGCAGCGGCUGGGGGAUUUGAAGAUAGCGACAGCAUGGAGUUGGCAGCAGCGGUAACUGCGUCAUUGUCAGCCGCUACAAAUGCAUCGUUAACACAGCAACAAGGACCGAAUGCGUUGGCGAGCAAUUUGCUGGAUUUGUACGCCGAAAGAGACGAGUUUUGGCAACGCAAAGUGAAACUCAUCAAAAUCUGCGAAUUCUACAAUGGUAUUCGUGGUCUGUCCACUGAUGACGCUUGUGUUGGCGGCAUUAUUGGUAGCGCUGCCGAGUUGCAACUGAUUCGCCAUGAAGUGAAUACAAUUGACGAACGUGUGGAAGUGGCAUGCGCUACGCUCACAUGGCGCACGUAUGAUACGGCAUUGAUGCAUGAAAUCUAUGAGCGUUCCAAACGACUCUAUAAUCGCCUCAAGCAAACACAGCACAAUCUACUGGCCAUCAUACAAAGUAUACGCCGCUGGAGUCGGGAGCCACUCUACCAACGUUGCGCCUACGGGCGUAACCUAUUAGACACACAACAGCAGCAGGAACGGUUACGGCAACGGCGCGUGCAAUGCGACGAGACACGGCGUCUAUUGAAUCGACUGUUGAUUGCCAAUUUCUGUUUAUUUUUCGAUUAUGACCAGCAGCGCGGCGACUUUGAAGGGCAUGACGAUCAAUGCAUACAGGAGUUCUUACGCAAGUUCCCCACUGCUCAACGACGCAGCUACAACAAGUAUUUAGCCGGCGUGGAGUCACUAAUUAGUCAGGAAGUGCGCAUGGCUAUUAAAGUCAGUUUGGCGUAUUUUCACAACCGAAUGGUGAACACCGCCAACGAAAAUGAAGAGUUGUCAACUCGAGCAACAACAACAACACCGCCAACAACACACUACACGGCAGCAAACACGUCAACCGCCGGCACACCUGCGCAGGUUGGCGCUGAUGAUGAUGACGGCGCUGACGCUGGCGUUGCGGGUGGCACAGGUGCAGGGGUAGAGGCACUGUACGCGUCUCAUAAACAACCAGUUGCGGCAGCCGUUGGCAAACAGCGAUCGUUGUUGUCGCCACGCCCGCAAACACCGUUGCCGACAAAACCUGCACUGCCAGUGGCAGCAACGCCUACAACAAUAACAACAGCAGCAACAACAACUACGAGAGUAAUGUCUGCAAUCAGUAUUAGUGGCAGCAACAGCAGUGCCGCUAUAAUGGCGCACCAACACCUCAACAGGCCGUCUGCCGUGUCGGCGGCAACCGCAAUGCCACUGUUUGAGGUGAAAUUAGUGUUGCUGCCGGCUGAGACCGAGACGCAGUCGUCGGUGGCAGAGACGGCGUCGGAUGUGUGGCAUACAAAUACGGAAAUACGCUUCGUGCCAUCAUUCAACGUGAGUGUAGAAAAUAAUUUUCAGCAAAUUGUCGAGCAGCUGCUGGAGGACAUACACCAGACUAGCCACGGUUGCAUGCCGCGGCGAAUUGUUGACGACAAGACGCUGUCUGAUGACAAUGAAGAUGACGACGACGAUGGCAGCGCCGAGGACGUAGUUGCACAUAAUGGCAACAACAGCAACAAUAAUUUAAAUGAUGACGAUAGCGCUGUGGUAGACACCGUUGAAUGCAGUAAUAAUGAUUACGUGUUGCAAGCAGAAAACUUGCGAACCUUCGCGAGACUGCAACACGGGCGACGCACGGAAGAGGACCGAAAACAGCAACAGACACGAAAUGCGAGUUUAUCAACGUUUCAUGAGGUGGCUGUGGCGAAGCGUCUACAGCUGCAGGAACUAGCGUCGAAAGCGGGACGAUCGCAGCAGGGUAACGGAGACCAAACAGACAUCUCUGCCGACGAACUGCGUCUGCUGAACGCCAACAUACACACUGCACUCACAACAACCAUACGCGAUGCGCGACUCUUCGCGGCGCAAUUCAACGCAUACGCCUUUCUGUGGGAACAGCAGCGAGAGCAGGUGCUACAAGCCACCUUACAAGGCGCACGCGAAAAGGAAGCUGUCGCUGGUAAAGGUUACGCCAUCAUGGAGGCAUUCAAAAUGCAGAUUGACCGCUACAAUGAGCAUCACGAGGCCGUUGAGCAACUAGCAGGACAACAGCGCAUUAAUGGUUGGCUUAGCAUCGACCUAAAUCCACUGAAGUAUGCGCUACUAAACCACGUCUGCAAAUGGUCACACCUCCACAAACGCUGGCUGCUGCAGUACGUGGAACGCACCUUGAAUGAGCUCACCAACUUCAUCAGUCAUGGUCUGGCGAUUCUCCAGCUGCCCGUUGGCUUGAGACACUUUCGCCGCUUGCUACGCGUACUCGCUGUUAUGGCACAAAUCCAGAAACACGUCGCCUAUGCGGACAACAUGUUUAAGCCUCUCAAGGACAUUAUGGCUUUGCUGAAAUCUUAUAAUGUGGAGUUUGAUCAACAGUUGCUGAGAAAUAUCGAUCAUUUGCCGUUACAAUGGAAGCAUCUGAAGGAUGUAGCGGCUGCGCGUUCGGAAGCGCUGGAGCAGGCCCAAAGUUAUCAGAAGGAGCGUGUUAAUUCCAUGAUUGUCAUAUUCAUGUGUCGCGUACAAAAUUACGCCAAACAAUUUCCGCGCUUGCCGUUCUUUUCCGUUCCCUGCGACAAGGUUUAUGAGCACUGCGAUGCUGUUUGUGCUCGUUUAGACCACCUUGCUUCACUUCAUCGCCGAUACCUGCGCUAUUCGGUACUCCUCGGCAUCGAUGCUGCGGAUCCAACAACACUACAGCUGUGCAGCGCCGAACUGAGGCGCAUAAAGCAAUUGUGGGACUAUGUGCAUGUGAUUGAAGCCUCUAUUGUGGAGUGGCAUGCUACACCGUGGCACAGCAUAGAUACCGAUGAAUUGGAAACCGAGUGUAAGAAGUUUACGCGUGAUCUACGCACUCUGGACAAAUGUAUACGCGAUUGGGCGCCAUACAUAUACAUCGUGGACAUACUCAAAGAGUUGAUGGCUUCAUUGCGCGCCAUCACCGAACUACAGAAUCCGGCUAUUAGCGAACGGCAUUGGCUCGAGCUUAUGCAAGCAACCAAGUUGACUCAGACGCAUACCGUGGAAUAUUUGCUCUCUUUCAAAAGCAAUAAAAAUGCAUCGCUGGAGCAACUACUUCAAUUGCAGCUGCAUCAGCACGAAGAGGAAAUUAAGAAUACCGUCGAUCGCGCAGUCAAGGAAAUGACGGUGACCAAAGUGUUAGAUGAAAUCAAAAUCACCUGGACGCGCAUGAGCUUCGAAACGGAGCAACAUCAACGGCGCACAGAAGUGCAAUUGCUUAAAGUUUCUGAAGAGCUAAUGGAAACACUCGAUGAUAAUCAAAUGCAGCUACAAAACAUCGCCACUUCGAAGAAUAUUGAGUACCUGCUAGAUAAACUAAGCUACUGGCAGCGUAUUCUCAAUGAUGUCGAUGCGUUGAUUGGCAGUUGGUUCGAGGUGCAACGUAAAUGGGUUUAUUUGGAGGCGAUUUUCAUUGGAACUGCCGAUAUACGUGCGCAAUUGCCCACCGACGCAGCAAGCUUUGAGAUUAUUGACAGCGAAUUCACACAACUGCUAGAUGAGGUUAUACACAUCGGCAUUGCCAUGAAGAUCGUGCUACAAUGCCAGCAUAUUUUCAAGACGUUAGCGGCAUUACAACAGCGCUUGGCGGUAUGUGAGAAGGCUUUGAAUGAUUACUUGGAGACGAAACGUUUAGUCUUUCCACGCUUCUACUUCAUAUCCGCUGUGGAUCUGCUCGAUAUACUAUCAAAUGGCAAUUGUCCGCGCGUAAUUGACCGACAUCUCAUUAAACUGUUCGAUUCCAUACUGCGACUGGAAUACGAGCUGGACGCUGAAGACGAACCAUAUCAUGCGAUUGGAAUGUUUUCAAAGGAGAAUGAUGAAUAUGUACGGUUUGCAGCUAGGAACGAAGACGCGCCGCAUGUAAAGUGUGCCGAGCGUGUGGAGUUAUGGUUGAAUGGUGUCAUCUUUCAAAUGCGCAGCACUUUGCAUGAACUCUUUCGGCGCGCCCUGCAUGCACAAGUGAAUCGAUCACGUGAAUCGUGGCUACAUGAGUGGCCCGCACAGGUCGCUUUGUGUUGCAGUCAAAUAGCUUGGGCAGCCGAUGUAAAUCGUGCUUUUGCAUGGAUAGACGAGGGUUACGAAGCAGCCAUGAAGGAGCUCCAUAAACGACAGAUGACGCAACUGAAUUCACUCAUCAACUUACUGUUGGGCGAACUCACACCCGGCGAUCGUCAGAAGAUAAUGACCGUCUGCACAAUCGAUGUGCAUUCGCGUGAUGUAGUCGGUAAAAUUAUACAGGCUAAAGUAGAUAAUGCGCUGGCUUUUCAAUGGCAAAGCCAGUUACGACAUCGCUGGGAUGAUGCUAUGCUCGAGGCAGAGCACCGACCAGCAGCAGCUGACGAGGACUGUUUUGCGAACAUCUGCGAUGCGGAAUUCCGCUAUGCCUAUGAAUAUCUCGGCAAUACUUCGCGUUUAGUUAUUACACCGUUGACGGAUCGUUGUUACAUCACUUUGACGCAGUCAUUGCACCUUGUGAUGGGUGGCGCUCCCGCUGGACCAGCCGGCACUGGCAAAACUGAGACCACCAAAGAUUUGGGGCGCGCACUUGGCAUGAUGGUGUAUGUGUUCAACUGUUCCGAACAAAUGGACUAUAAAUCAUGUGGCAACAUUUACAAGGGUCUAGCGCAGACUGGAGCGUGGGGCUGUUUCGAUGAAUUCAAUCGUAUUGCGGUGGAGGUGUUGUCAGUUGUAGCCGUACAGGUGAAAACUAUACAAGACGCAAUCAAGAUGCAUCGCAAAUGGUUUACGUUUAUGGGGGAGUCCAUCGCUUUAGUACCUUCAGUUGGUAUCUUCAUUACGCUCAAUCCUGGUUACGCAGGACGUACUGAAUUGCCUGAAAACUUGAAGACGCUCUUUCGCCCAUGUGCUAUGGUCGUACCGGACUUUGCACUCAUUUGUGAAAUUAUGCUUAUGGCAGAGGGGUUCCAAGAUGCCCGCAUACUCGCACGUAAGUUCAUAACACUGUAUACCUUAUGUCGGGAGCUCUUAUCCAAGCAAGACCACUAUGAUUGGGGACUGCGCGCCAUCAAAUCCGUGCUGGUGGUGGCAGGCACCUUAAAGAGAGACGACCACAGUCGUCCAGAGGAUCAGGUACUUAUGCGUGCCUUGCGAGACUUUAACAUACCAAAAAUUGUGACCGAAGACGUUUCCAUAUUCAUGGGACUUAUUGGCGAUCUCUUCCCCACGUUGGAUGUACCACGUAAACGCAUCUUUGACUUUGAAAAGACUAUACGACGGGCCGUCAAUGAGAAUAAGCUACAACCUGAGGAAGGCUUUCUGAUGAAGGUGGUACAACUGCAAGAUUUGUUGGACGUACGACAUUCGGUCUUUAUAGUUGGUAACACUGGUACUGGAAAAACAAAAAUUUGGCAAACGCUACUUGAAACAUAUCGCAUACAGAAGUUGAAACCCGUCUGUAGUGUGCUCAACCCAAAAGCUUUAUCCAAUGACGAGCUGUUCGGGGUCGUAAACUCGACAACACGUGAAUGGAAGGAUGGAUUAUUCUCAUCCAUAAUGCGUGAACAGACAAAUUUACCGGCAGGCAGUCCUAAAUGGAUUGUGCUCGAUGGCGAUAUCGACCCAAUGUGGAUAGAAAGUUUGAAUACUUUAAUGGAUGACAAUAAAAUAUUGACGCUUGCCAGCAACGAACGGAUUACACUGAAGCGCGAAAUGCGUUUACUCUUCGAGGUUGGGCACCUUAAGGCAGCCACACCGGCUACAGUUUCUCGUGCCGGCAUUUUGUAUAUCAAUCCGCAAGAUAUGGGUUGGUCACCGUAUGUGCUCUCUUGGAUUGAAACGCGUAACGACCCUAUAGAGCGAGGUACUCUAACCACUUUGUUUGAAAAGUAUUUCCCCAGCUUAAUGACUAGACAUCGUACAUUCCGACGUACAACGCCGAUUAGCGAAAUGGCUAUGAUACAAAUGACUUGUCAUUUGCUCGAGAGCCUGCUACUUUUGCUUAAACAGGCUGAUAAACUGGCCGAAGCAGCAGUCGACGUCACAGCACAUAACCUUGUGAACCCCAGUGAAACCACAAGCGGAUCCCUUGACCUCUCAAUUGAAUUGAUAUUCAUCUAUGCAACAAUGUGGGGCUUCGGCUCAGCUUUGCAUCAAGACCACAUCAUCGACUGGCGACGCGAAUUCCAUAAAUGGUGGAUAAGCGAAUUCAAGGAUGUCAAAUUGCCGACACAAGAUUCCAUUUUCGAUUACCAACUGGAUGUGCGCACAAACAAAUUUCGUCGUUGGACGGAAUUGGCGGCAGAGCGAAAAAUCGAGCCAAUAGAUACUGAAAUGCCAAUACAGUCUUUGCUCGUGCACACGGCGGAAACAGUGCGAUUGACAUACUUUCUGAAAUUGCUCAUCGAACGCAGAUACCCUUGCAUGUUGGUGGGAAAUUCUGGCUGUGGGAAAAGCGCAAUUUUUCGUGAACUUUUCAGCCUGUACGAAAAUGAGCUCGGCGCGAGCGAUGUUGAUAGUUUAAUGGAAAGACAAGCGGUGGGCGUAAGACGGCCGAAGCUAAUGUCGAGCAGACCUCGAAACAUAGCUGUGCAGACGACAUAUUUCAACUACUACACCACUUCGGAGAUAUUUCAAAAAAUCCUCGAACGUCCAUUGGAAAAGAAGACAGGACGCUGCUAUGCGCCUAGUGGUGCAAAUCGUCACCUGAUUUACUUCAUUAACGAUCUCAAUAUGCCCGAGGUGGAUGUGUAUGGCACGGUGCAGCCACACACGAUAAUACGACAGUUCAUGGACUACAGACAGUGGUACGAUCGUCAGCGUCUGCAGUUAAAGGAUAUACGUCACUGCCAGUUUGUCGCCUGCAUGAACCCCACAGCUGGCUCCUUCACAAUCGAUCCACGCUUGCAACGCCACUUCUCAGUGUUUUCCAUGCCCACACCCAGCGAGGAGACACUGCAACGCAUUUUCGGCACAAUUUUACGCAGUCACUUGGAGAACCCCUACAACUCGUUCAGCAAGGAGCUCAAAAGCAUCGCGGAAUUAUUGGUGCAAGUAGGUAUCGCUUUGCAUCGUCGCGUGGAAUAUGCUUUUUUACCGACCGCAGUGAAAUUCCACUACGCUUUCAAUCUGCGUGAUCUCACUAACAUAUAUCAGGGGCUAAUGUACAGCUGCGGAGUACCAACCGACCAGGCCAGCAGUGUAAUGUUGGCUAAUAAUGGCACAAUUUGCAGCAAACCCGCCGACUUGAUACGUCUUUAUGUACACGAGGCUUACCGCGUCUACCACGAUCGUCUGGUGGAUCAGUAUGACAUCAAAGCCUUCAAAGCAACCAUACGCGAUAUCUUCAAGAAGGAUUUUGAGGAUUUCGAUGAAGACUUUGUAUUUGCCGAACCACUUAUCUACAGCCAUUUUGCACAAUCGCUUGUGGAUCAGAAGUAUAUGCCGCUACGUAGCUGGGAUAAGCUGCAUCAAUUACUAAUGGAAGCUCAGGCAAACUACAAUGAGAUCGUAGGCUAUAUGAAUUUGGUGAUGUUCGAAGACGCUAUGAUACAUGUUUGUCGCAUUAAUCGCAUACUGGAGAGUCCACGUGGAAAUGCGUUGUUAAUCGGCGUCGGUGGCUCGGGUAAACAGACACUCGCACGACUCGCCUCAUUCAUUUCAUCGCUGAGCGUAUUUCAAAUACAACUUAAACGUGGUUUUGGUCUGCAAAAUCUGAAAGAAGAGUUCGCCACUUUGUACAUGAAAGUUGGUCUGAAGAAUGUGGCCUCGGUGUUUCUAAUGUCCGACGCGCAAAUACCAGAAGAAUCUUUACUAAUGCUCAUCAAUGAUCUCUUGGCCUCGGGCGAGAUACCAGAACUCUUCAACGAGGAUCAACUGGAUACUAUUGUCAAUGGUAUACGCAAUGAAGUGAAACAAACCGGCACACUCGACACCAAAGAGAACUGCUGGCGCUUUUUCAUCGACAAAAUCAGACGGCUCUUAAAAGUAGUGCUCUGCUUCUCACCUGUCGGUCAGACUUUACGUGUACGUGCACGUAAAUUUCCGGCCAUUCUUAGUCGCGCCAGCAUCGAUUGGUUCCAUGAAUGGCCGAAAAUAGCCUUGGAGUCGGUCUCGCAGAAAUUCCUCAGUGAAAUCGAGCAGCGCAUUUUACCUCGCAACAUGGUGAAGCCUAUCGGUUGCUUUAUGGCCUACGUUCAUCACACAGUCAAUCAGAUUUCGAAAAUUUAUUUACAAAACGAAAAACGUUUUAACUACACAACACCGAAAACCUUUCUCGAAUACAUUUUCCUCUAUCGCAAAUUGUUGGUGGCGAAGAACAGCGAGCAUGCAGGGCGCAUUCAACGCUUGCAGAGCGGCAUGUCUAAAUUGGCGGAGUGUGCGUGUCAAGUGGACGCACUGAAGAAUCAACUGGCUAUUCAAGAGGUUCAACUGGCUGCAAAGAAUGCCGCUGCUGAUAAACUGAUCGUCAUUGUCAGCGCCGAGAGUGAAAAGGUGAAGCGCGAGAAGUCGACAGCUUCUGAGGAGGAACAACGCGUCAGAAUCAUUGAAGAAGACGUUUGCAUGAAAACCAAAUUAUGUGAGGAGGAUCUGCGCAAGGCGGAGCCAGCGCUUGUUGCUGCGCAGGCCGCACUAAAUACUCUAAAUAAGAAUAAUCUUACAGAAUUGAAAUCAUUCGGCUCACCACCGAAGGCUGUGGUAAAUGUGUGCGCUGCUGUUAUGGUUUUACUUGCUAAAAAUGGUAAGAUACCACGUGAUCGCAGCUGGAAGGCGUCCAAACUAAUGAUGGUACGCGUCGACCAGUUUCUAUACGACUUGGUGAACUAUAAUAAGGACAACAUACAUCCAAAUAUUAUUGAAGUGCUGCAAGAGUACUUGAAGGAUCCCGAAUUCAGUCCCGAGAAGGUAGUACAAAAGUCGGUAGCUGCAGCUGGUCUCUGUGCCUGGGUUAUCAACCUGCAUCGUUACCAUCAAGUAUUUCUCAUUGUCGGUCCCAAGCAACAGGCUUUGCAAGAUUCGCAAAAGGAAUUGCAGGAGGCACGUGAACGCCUGCAAUACUUAAAGUUUAAAAUCCAAGAAUUGGAAAUGAAGCUCGCCGAGAUACAGGCAGAGUUCGAGGAAGCGAUAGCAGCGAAGCAGAUGUGUCAACGUGAGGCGGACAAAACGGCAUUCACUAUAGAUCUGGCGCAUCGUCUCAUCAACGGUCUGGCCAAUGAGAACGUACGUUGGAAGGAAUCGGUGCAAAGCUUACAAGCGAAAAUCGGUACACUACCUGGCGAUAUCUUGCUAAUUUCCUCCUUCUUGUCAUAUGUUGGCUGCUUUACGCGACGCUAUCGCGAGGAGCUGCAGCAGAAGAUGUGGAUGACGAGUUUUGCUAAAAUUGAGUCCACGGUGCCGUACACAAUUGGUGUGGAUCCCCUGACACUGCUCACCGACGAUGCACAGGUCGCGACUUGGAAUAAUGAGGGACUGCCGGUGGAUCGUAUGUCAACGGAGAAUGCAACAAUUUUAACACAUUCCACGCGCUGGCCACUUAUGAUAGAUCCGCAGCUUCAAGGCAUCAAGUGGAUAAAAAAUCGAUACGGAGACGCACUGGUCAUAAUACGUUUGAAUCAAAAGGGUUUCUUAGAUGUAUUGGAAAAAUCGAUGAACAACGGCGAUACUGUUUUGAUAGAGCAGAUUGGCGAAACAAUCGAUACUGUAUUGGAGCCGUUACUUAGUCGAGCUUUAAUUAAGAAGGGACGCUACAUACGCAUCGGUGGCAAAGAGAUGGACUUUAAUGCAAACUUUCGUUUGCUGCUGCACACAAAACUACCGAACCCACAUUACAAGCCUGAAAUACAAGCACAAACCACACUCAUCAACUUUACCGUUACACCAGAUGGGCUGGAAGAGCAGUUGCUCGCUGAAGUUGUUAAAAUCGAACGACCCGAUUUGGAGCAAAUGAAGAUCGACGUAACGGUACAGCAGAAUAAGUUCAAAAUUUCACUGAAAGCCUUAGAAGAUGAGCUCUUGGUGCGUUUAGCCACAGCCAGCACGAAUGUAUUGGAUGACCAUGCACUUGUGAUCAACUUGGAGGCGACCAAGCACACGGUGGACGAGAUUGAACUAAAGGUGCGCGAGGCGCUCAUAACGAGUGCGCAAAUUGACGAGGCGCGUAAUAUGUAUCGUGCAGCUGCGAAGCGAGCCGCCAUACUUUACUUCGUGCUGACUGAUCUGAGUCGCAUAAAUCCGAUUUACAAAUUUUCGCUUAAAUCAUUUAUGAAUGUUUUCAAGAAAGCUAUAUCCACGGCACCAAAGAGUAAAAAUCACGAACGACGAGUUCAGCACCUGGUAGGCGCUAUCACGCUGCAGACGUUCGUCUUUACGAUGCGGGGCCUCUUCGAAGCCGAUAAAUUGACAUUCACCUCGCAUAUGAUAUUGCGUAUUCAAAGCGCGGCCGGACAAAUUUCCAAAGAUGAGUUUGAUUUCCUUUUACGCUUUCCACAUGAUCCAAACUCACUGUCCCCUUUGGACUUUGUUAGUCGCAAAGCUUGGGGCGGCAUAAAAUCAUUAGGCGGAAUUGAACAUUUUUACGGUAUUGACAAGGACUUGGAGAGUUAUCCGAAGCGUUGGAGUAAAUUUCUUGCGAGUGCGGCGCCUGAAAGAGAGCAAUUUCCUGGCGAGUGGAAGUAUCGUUCGCCACUGCAGAAGCUCUGUAUUAUACGAGCUCUGCGUCCCGACAGGAUGCUGUACGCAAUGAGGUUAUUUGUGGAGCUGACGAUGGGCAAGGAUUACACUAAAAUACCGACAGCAACCUUUACCGAGAUUUACAAAGAAAUCAAUGCCCACACACCGGUCUUAUUUAUACUUUCACCUGGCGUUAAUCCCAUACGCGAUGUGGAGCUUCUGGGCCAACAGUUAGGCUUUCGCGCCGAUAACGAUACGCUUAUUAAUAUAUCCUUGGGACAAGGACAAGAACAAUUAGCGGAAGCCGCCAUAAUCAACGCCUUGACCAGCAAAAAGCAUUGGGUCGUAUUGCAGAAUAUUCACUUGGUCGUCAACUGGCUACCUUCACUGGAAAAAUUAAUCGAACGUAUUGCUAUAGAGAACGAGACCAACGAUGACAGCGAUGAAUCCAGUUUUCGUUUAUUCAUCAGUGCCGAGCCAGCGCCAGAUCCCGAGUACCAUGUCAUACCACAGGGUAUACUUGAGUCGUCGCUGAAAAUAGUGAAUGAACCACCGUCAGGAAUGGCGGCCAAUCUGCACAAAGCUUGGGAUAACUUCUCACAGGAGACUUUAGAAACCUGCACACAAGAAGCCGAAUUCAAGGCUAUACUCUUUGCGCUUUGCUACUUUCAUGCCGUUUCAGGUGAGCGUUGUAAAUUCGGACCACAGGGCUGGAAUAAGUCCUAUCCCUUCAAUAUCAGCGAUCUUAUGAUAUCCGCUAAUGUCUUGCAUAAUUAUUUGGAGGGCAGUUGCCGCAUACCGUGGGAGGAUCUACGUUAUCUUUUCGGCGAAAUUAUGUACGGCGGUCAUAUUACUGACGACUGGGAUCGUCGUCUCUGUCGCACAUAUCUCGAGGAAUUACUGCAACAAGAAUUGAUCGACGGCGAUUUUGAAUUAUGUCCGGGUUUUCCUGCACCACCCAAUCUCGACUAUCAAGGCUAUCACAGUUACAUCGAUGAAGUGUUGCCAGCAGAGUCUCCCGUUCUUUACGGAUUGCAUGCAAAUGCCGAAAUCGGUUUCCUAACGAGUGCAUCCGAGCAACUGCUUAAGACAAUAUUUGAAUUGCAACCACGUGAAUCUGAGCUUAGCACGAAUUGUAGCGCGCCACGUGAGGAGCUUGUCAAAAUCAUGAGUGAGGACUUUCUGGAUAAAAUGCAAGAUGAAUUCAAUUUACAGGCUUUACUGAAUCGCGUAGAUCGCAAGACGCCAUUCGUCGUGGUCGCGCUGCAAGAGUGCGAACGCAUGAACGCGUUAAUAUUUGAAAUAAAGCGAUCGUUACGCGAGCUGCUGUUGGGCUUGAAGGGCGAACUUACCAUAACUCCUGACAUGGAACGACUAGAUCAUGCGAUUUUCUACGAUACCGUACCGUCAGCUUGGACGCAAUUAGCUUACCCCAGUAUGUUAGGUCUGCAAAGUUGGUAUGCUGAUCUUCUACAUCGCAUAAAAGAAUUGUCGAGUUGGCUUAACGAUUUUAAGCUACCCUGCACCAUUUGGAUCGGUGGUUUAUUCAAUCCGCAAAGCUUUCUCACAGCCAUAAUGCAAGAGAGUGCCCGCAAGCAUGAUUUGCCUUUGGACCGAAUGUGUCUAAGUUGUGAGGUGACGAAGAAGGAGAAGGACGACAUAUCAUUACCCCCAGUUGAAGGUGCACUCGUGCAUGCUCUCUACCUGGAUGGUGCCAGUUGGGAUUGCCAGCUUAAUUCUAUUGUGCCAUUGCCGCCGAAGGAGCUGCUCUGUGCCAUGCCGGUCAUUUAUAUAAAAUCUAUUGUGCAGGAGAAACAAGAAUCGCAGCGUUGUUAUGAGUGUCCGUUAUACAAGACAAGACUACGUGGCAGCACCUAUGUGUGGACAUUUAAUUUAAAGACCCGCGAACGGCCAGCCAAAUGGAUACUUGGCGGUGUGGCCCUAUUACUUCAGCCAUAAAGUAGGAAGGCAGUGAUAAUGAGUGAAACCAUUAUAGAGGCUUUUUAGAUACGCUUAACAUUGUUCAAUAAUUAUCAGCACUGUGUUUUACUUAGAGUGCACCAAAAUACAAUUUUUGAGAAACUUAAUAUAAUUAUAUUAU